CCUCCUUGUUGUCUUGAGACGUUCUCCGUUCCGCGUCAGGCCGAGUGAAGGUGUUCAUGUCGAUGAAACGCAGUGGACAGCCACUUAUUGCUCUGUGAGGAGGUUCCAGCCUGCGACGAGUGAUCAUUCUGCUGAUUCUCAUCGUUGAGAGGCUAUCGAGUGCACCAGCGCAUCAGUCGAGGCUGGCUUGGUGAGGCCCCCAUUCGGCUUUAUCGUUCAAGGGACUUCUGGGGCAGCAGCUGUGGUUGUGUGACCAGAGGGUGUGAUGUUUCCGGAGUGGGCGAAGCAAUGGGGGUGUUUGCAGUCGGUUCAGGCGCUGCUCAAGGCCGCCAACUAUCCCUUUGGCCUCGGCAGGCAGGGGUCCAUCCACGAGCAUGGCGAGAAGUUCCGAGCGAUGGUGCUCAAGGAGCAGUACAUCAAGAAGGGCCCUUACUGCUCCAACUUUAUCAAGACGUCCAAGUAUGAAUGGUGGAAUUUUGUGCCAAGUAAGCCAAUGGGUCGAUGAAUGGGUGGCUGAGUGUGUGUGCGUGUUUGUGGGUGUCUUGUGGGACACCUGCAUGCAUGUGCACGGGGCGGCGUGAUGCGCAUCUGCCGACGGACGGGCUGCUUGUGUGUGUCUGUUUGCAGAGUCUUUGUUUCAUUUGUUUCGGCAAAUUGCCAACUUUUACUUCUUGAUCAUUGCCAUCCUCCAAACAAGUGGGCAGAUCACACAUACCCACCUCCCAAUCACAGUGCUUCUUCCAUCUCUCUCUCCCUGUCUGUCUGUCUGUCUGUGUGUGUCUGUGUGUCUUGUGUGUUCAGUCCCCGACAUCUCUCCCCUGCAGCCCUUUUCUGCGUGGGUCCCCCUGUUGUUCGUGCUGUCGGUGUCGAUGAUCCGAGAGGGGUCAGAAGACAUCGUAAGCAAAGCCCAAACGGACAGAAACCCACACAAACCGCCCAUCUGCCUUUGCAUGAGUGUGUCUGUGGUCUAUGUGUGUCAGCGGCGUCACCGGUCUGACAGGCGGACCAAUUCGCAGAAGACCAGGGUGCUCAGGGACCAGACAUGGGUCGAGACCAGAUGGUACGUACGUAUGCACGUGCUGCGGAUGGAUGGACUGACUGACUGACUCAUUGAUUGAUGCUUCGUUAUCAUUUGCUGGUCGCAGGCUUGAUGUUCAAGUGGGGGAUAUCAUCCAGGUCCUCGGGAGAGAGGUGCGCAGCGUUAUGAGUACAUAGCCACUUAUCGGAGUGUUGCGCACGCUCACAUCUCUAUCUUUCUGUCUCUCCGGUGAUGAUGGAUCAGUCUGUGCCGGCGGAUUUGAUCCUGCUGCAGUCGUCGACGUCCGACGGCAAGUGCUUCAUACAGACAGCUUCGCUCGACGGGUGUGUGACUCUUACAUACCUCCCGCGAGCAGAGAGAGAAAUCGGAUUGUUGGUCUGUUGUUUGUUUGUGUGUCCUUCUGUGUGUGUCACUGUCUGGUCUGCAGUGAGACGAACCUGAAGCCCCGGUCCGUGCUGCCUCAGGCGGUAGACAUGAACAACAAUCAGCUUGUCGGUACGCAAAGCAACCAACCACCAAACACAUACAAAGUGUGUCGACUGACUGAUUCGUUGACUGAUCGACCGACUGUUCAGGUCUCCGCUUUGAGACGGAAGAGCCCCGAGGCUCUCUGGAGGACUUCGACGCGCGGCUGUACCUGCCCACGGCAUCGUCGCCCGAGGAGAGGUACCCCGUCACCAUCGAAAACUUCCUCCCCAGAGUGAGCAUACACAGCAGCAGAAAACCAUUCGCACGCAUCGCAUCCACUUGUGUCUGUGUCCAUCAUGGGUAUGUAUGUGUUUAGGAGUCUUACCUUCGCCACGUCGACUGGAUAUUGGGAGCAGUCGUCUUCACCGGUGGGUCCGCACAACCACACACACACGAGACAGACAGACAGACAGACAGGCAACCAACACACUCACUUUGCCAUCUUGAUGCCUGUCUGUCUGUGUCGGUGCAGGUCACGACACGCGCGUGAUGAAGGGCCAGGCUCCUCCGCCGCAGAAGCUGUCUGCGAUGGACAGGAUGGUCAACAGGCUGGUCCUCAGCAUGAUGAUGUUCCAGGCAUGCGUGUGCGCCACUCUGGCAUUCCUCAACUUCGCUUGGCACGUAAGCAACUCCCGGACCUGCCUUCAUGCGUGCCGGUCCCUUGUGUGUGUCGCUCACUCACACACACCCGUGUUGUGUUGUGUUUUGUUGUGUUGUGUGCAGGAGCGGAAUCGGGAUGGUUGGUAUUUGGACGACGGCCUUUUUGAGUUUAAGCUAGAGGGUAUGGAUGUAUGGAUCCGAUCCGCACUUGGGACGAGUGGUGGUUGUCAUAUGUUGGUUUGGUUCUUUUCCUGCUCGUUGGUUGACAUGGUGCAGAUUACGCGACGCUGACGUUUUGGUCCUAUGUGCUGCUGAUGAACACCAUGAUCCCCAUUUCGCUCCUGGUGUCCAUCGAAAUGGUCAAAUUCGUCCAGGCGCUCUUCAUCGGUCGGUUCGGUCGAUGCGCACACAAACAUGCACACACCAGGCACACAUAGGGACCGAAGCAUAUUAUGUUCCUUCCGGCUGCAUGAAUCGAAUCAGGGUGGGACAUCCAGAUGAUGUACAUCGAGACGGACAGAUCAGGAGGAGCCACAAAGCGGGUGGGCCACCACACACACCAGGCACACGAACUUGUGUGCGACCAUGUGUGUGCCCCGCUGUCUACAGUGGGCUUCCUGGUCGACAUCCACACUCAACGAGGAGCUGGGUCAGGUGCGGUACGUCUUCUCCGACAAGACCGGCACACUCACCACCAACAUGAUGGAAUUCAGAGCUUGCACCGUCGGCAAAAGGAGGUACACACCCACACAUCCAUGGAACCAUCCACAGCACACACAAGCACCCAUUCACGCGUGUGUGUAGAUAUGGUAUGGGUGGAGAGGAGAGCACCUUCACGCCGAUGCCGCGGACGUACAGCGACGACCAGCGGCGGGCGUCACGCCUCAUGGACAUCGCACUCGGCUUCGACGACUCGUGGCUCAUCAACGGUACACACACAUAUACAUAUACACUCACCUUGGUAACGAUCCACAUCAACACACAUCAUGCAUGGCUCGUUGGUUGUGUGUCAGACCUGACGACUGAGCGUGCUUUGGACGAGCGGAUGGACCUGGGCAACGGUAUGGUGUUGACGCACCACAGCCAGGUGGUGGAGCACUUCCUCCUCUGCAUGGCCCUCUGCCAAGACGUCACACCUGAGGGCGACCAGGGCUUCCUCAUCUACUCGGUGGGUGGGAAUUGGACACAUGCCCCCCACACAGAAAAACAGAUGGGUGUACAAGUGUGUGUCUGUGUUUGUGGUUGUCCAGGGUUUGUCCCCUGAUGAGGUGUGCCUGGUCGAUGCAGCGAGACAAAUGGGCUACACAUUCUGGAGUGAGUAGCAAUCACAUAUCAGACACACACACACACAUUCUACAUCUGUGCUUCGUGUGUGUGUUGCAGGGCGGACAGACGAGCACCUAACGCUACAGAUCCGGCACGGCUCCAAAACCAAGGAGUUCGACCUGCUGCGGCUGAUCAAGUUCUCCAACUCCAGGAAACGAUCCUCCGUCAUCGUCAGGGACCCAGACACACAAAUCAUUACGCUCUACAGCAAAGGUGAGUAUACACACAAGUCCAUCCAUCCAUCCAUCCAUGUAUAUGUACGUGUUGAUGCCUACAGGUGCGGAUGACGUGAUGCUGCCGCAGUGCCCGGCCCAUUUGUCCCACUUUGUGCCGCGCAUCGAGGCUGCGGUGGACACCUACUCCAAGCUGGGCCUCCGCACUCUCUGCCUCGGGUGCAAAACCAUCGAAGUAAGACACACUGACACACACACGACCCCUUCACGUGAUAAACACACAGGUGGAGAAAGCAAUGCAUCCACCUGCGUGUAUGUGUCUGUGUGAACAGCCCAGCUAUUGGGAGGAGUGGAGGAGAAAGGCUCAAGGUGGGUGAGAGUUGGUUGAUCCAUGCCACACUGCUCAUACUCGCGUGCGUGUGUGUUGGUCAGUUGCCGGGACGAUUUUGGAGCCGAAGGAGAAGGACCGGCAGCUCAACGACGUAUGCACUGCACAGACGCAAACACACGCACACACAUAUCCAGAUGGACUCCCGUGUAAUGUAAAUGCGCAUCUCUUUCUCUCUGUGUGUGUGUUGAUCUGACCCAUCGCACCGAUCAGUUGUACAGUGAGAUCGAGUUGGGUUGCAUGUUGCUGUCGGCCACGGGCACUGAGGACAAGAUCCAAAACGGCGUUCCCGAGUGCAUCGAGCGACUCAGGAUGGCUAACAUAUCCGUCUGGAUGAUCACCGGUCCGGUAGUGCCAACACAUGAUCCGCCAGCACAGCACGGCAACACACACACACGUACACGCGUCGCUUGCCGUUGUCUGUUCCCUUUUUGCUGUGCAGGUGACAAGCUCGACACAGCAGUGGAGAUCGCCAAGUCGUGUCGGCUGCUGGACAUGCAGGAGAUGCGCGUCGACAUCGUCGACGCGCCGAACAAACACCAAACCAAGUGAGGGACCACACCGCCACCAACCAACCAACCACCACACGGCACGGACAAGCAUUAAUUAUACCGCAAUAUCGUCAUGUCUGUCUGUUUGCAGGGCGAUACUGAUGCCAUUGCGCCCAGCUGAUGACGGCAAGUACGCCAUAGUGAUCAGCGGUCGGUCGCUGGAGCAGGUGUUCCGGGACCCUGAAAUGACCGAACACUUCUUCCACCACACUGUCUCGUAAGCAAAGCAGCCAAACACACACCAUGCCAUGCACACAUGUACUUCUUUCUUGCCGUUGCAUUCAGUUGUGCGGCCGCUGUGGUUUGUCGCGCAACGAAGUCGCAGAAGGCCGAGGUCGUGCACCUCAUCAAAGUAAGCAGGGAGGCAUGGAGGGAUGGAGGGAUGGAAGCAGACGGACAUCGAAUGCGCGUAUGGUGCGUUGCGUUGCGUGUGUGUGUGUCGAUCAGAGUCGCAUGCCUGAGGUGAUAACUCUGUCCAUCGGGGAUGGUGCCAACGAUGUGCCAAUGCUCAAAGUAAGUCAUUUAAAUAAGGAGAGGAAAGAGACACCUGACCUGCACGGAUGCAUUCCUACAUCUCUGUGUGUGUGUGUGUGUGUGUAUAUGUGAUUUGUUGGUUUCAGGAGGCGCACGUUGGCAUCGGCGUCUUCGGCAAAGAAGGUGAGGAGCCUGCCGACCCGACUCGACCUCCCAGUGGACGGACAAGCCUGGCUUGACACACACUAUCUUUGUGCCAUGCAUGCCUCUUGAGUGCAGGCAACCAGGCUGUGCAGAACAGCGACUACGCCAUUGCACAGUUCAGGUUCCUGGAGAGGCUCCUCUUCGUCCACGGACGGUAAGUAAAUGAAACAACGAAUGAAUGAGGCCCACAUGCACGGACACACACACACUGGUGUGCGCCUGCAGGUGGUCGUACGUUCGUUUGGCCAAGCUGAUAUCCUAUUUCUUUUACAAGAACAUCACGUAUACCGUGCCGCAGUUCCUUUUCGGAUUCUACUCGGGUCUGACAGUGCAGUGGACACGGACACAGACGGGGACACCUGUGCAGUGCACAAGUGUGUGUGUGUGGUUGGCUUGGCAUGCAGCCUAUUCUGCCAAGUCGUUUUACGACGACUGGUACAUCGCCACCUACAACUUCCUCUUCACCUCUCUGCCCGUCCUCGCCAUGGGCAUGUUCGGUCAGCAACACAACACCAUCACAUCACACAGCCGGCCAUGCAAUCCAUUCGUUGAUGUGAUGUGAUGUGAUGUGAUGUGUGUGUGCAGAGCAGGAUGUGAAUCCCGACAUGGGCGAGGAGAUCCGGCGAGAGUAUCCGAAGUUUUAUUCGGUUGGGCAGCGCAAUCUGCUCUUCAACCGUCACUGUAUACUGCUCUCGUGGACACAGGUACCGUACCACGCAGACAAACAACGACCGCAAUACGGCUGGCUGCUCACGGCCGCCAUGUGUGUGGUUUGGUUUGGUUUGCAGGGUUUUGCUCAUUCGUUUGUGUGUUUCUUCAUCGCCAUGUACGGCCUGGGCGACAUCGUACACUACAGGGGUCACACCGAAGGUGAGGUACACACAGGCAUACCAACAUAGAGAGAUAGCACAUGUUGAUGGAUGGAGGGAUGGAUGGGUGUGUGGGUGUGUUUGUGUGGAUUCUCAGACUUUUGGUACCACAGUUUGUUGACUUACAUGUCGUGCGUGUGCGUCGUCACCGUCAACGUUCUCAUACGAAUGAGGUGCAUGGGGUGGGAGGGAGGGGGAGAUGACCACAUACAUAUCAUCCAUCCACCUAAUUGACAAACGAGUAUGCCUGCCCGACCCGACGUGUGUCUCCCGGCAUAUAUCAGGCACUGGUCGUGGAUCUUCAUUCUCACAAUCGUUGGUACGCCUCACACACACACACGUGAUGUGUGUGUUCGCAUACCUUUGUGUUCAUUCACCGUCCUCGUGUGUGUGUGUGUGUGUGUGUGUGCAGCCUCCAUUUUGGUGUAUUUCUUUUGGAUGAUGGUGUACGACCUAAUCGACUUCAAUACCGCCUACCGACACGUACAUACCCACUUCGGAAUGUUGACACACACACAGACGCCCAAUCCACGACCUGCGUGUGCGUGUGCGUGUGUGUGUGUGUGUGUGUGUGCAGGCGACCGCUUUGGUGCAGCUGCCGUCCUUUUGGCUGAGCUUCCUCCUCAUCCUCGCCGUCACGUCCAUGUCCCACUUCGGUACGCACCGAUAUCUCACACACACACACAGACACUAACAGCUACACCUGUAUGUAUGUAUGGGUGUGUUUUCUGUUUGUAUGGGUGUGUUGUCUGUUUCAUGCAGGCUUCACUUCCUAUAUGCGGUGGUUCCACCCCACGGUCGUGGACGUGUACCAAGAGCUGCAGCACAAGGAGCGAAGAGAGCAAGCCAAAAAGGGUACGGUACGCAAGACGAGACAGCACAGCACAGCAACGAAGAUUUCCGUGCUCUCUCGACCGCUGUCCAUCAUUCAGAGGGCGAUGAGGAGCCGCCCACGAUGCUCGGCAACAUGGCCCCCUUCAAUCGUGGUCUGUCCGAGGUGACGGUCGACAACCCCAACGACACGACCCACACGUCAUCCCACACGCACCCGAGCCACCCAAGCCACCGUAUGCGGCCUCCCCCGCCCUUCAACGGCGACAGGUGCCGCACCGACAUGGACGGCAUGGGCGGGCCGGAGGACGACCUCAAUGAGGGAAACGUCAGGGUCAAACCCCUCUCGGAACUGCCUGUCGGUGGGGAGGGAAUCGGAGCUAUCUCGCCGGGACCAGGUCUGUCUGUCAGAGGCAAGACAAAGAAACACAGAGAGACGACCAGUUGAGUAUUCUCGAUGGAUGUGUGUGUGUGUGUGUGUAUGUUGUAUGGAUGUGUGGGUGCAGUAUGGCCCAGGAUUGGUGUGGGUGCCGAGAGUUCACGGGGGAGGGAAAGGGACGACGGCGGCCUGGGACUCACAUGAGCACGCCAUGGGCGUGGCGUCUCCGCUGUGUAAUUCAUUCUUUUCUUUCUUUGCUGACUGACUGAUGCUGUCUGUUUUCUUCUGCUUCACUUGCUCCAUGUCGAUCUCUCUGACGCCGGCAGCAGCUGACUUGCUACGCAGCUGACUGUUUGGCGGACCAUAGAUGGAUGCACACAUAGUGGAGACGCUGCCUGCCUGUCUGUGUGGCUGACUGAGGCCCUAGCCACCUCAUCCAUCCAUCCAUCCAGGUCAGGCAGCCGGCCACGUGAGCUGAGGGACAUCUUGUUUUGGUGCGGGCUGGGUUGUUCCCUCCUUGACUUACUUACCUAGGCAGGCAGGCAGGCAGGAAUGCAAUGCUGCAUGAAUGCAUGACCGCAUGGCAUGAAUGUGCUACUCCUUCCAUCCAUCCAUCCAUCUGAGUCGCUCGCUCGCUGUAAUUGUCGAUGAAUGAAUGAACGAAGAUGUCUGUCUGACUCGUCCCUCCCUAACGCUGUGGAUCGAGGUGAUUGACUGAAUGUAUGAGGGAUGGAUGGUGUUCAUCAUCCAAUGAAUAUAUAAAGUGUCCG
This is a messenger RNA of Vitrella brassicaformis, 8072 nucleotides long. Lineage: Eukaryota; Vitrellaceae. The record is from the annotation of a GenBank genome assembly.